Messenger RNA from Megachile rotundata (alfalfa leafcutting bee), 2028 nucleotides. Its product is annotated as GSK3-beta interaction protein. The record is from RefSeq and is a predicted model, not a curated record. Gene Ontology annotation, molecular function: kinase regulator activity; protein kinase A binding. Gene Ontology annotation, cellular component: cytoplasm. NCBI's taxonomy places the organism in Eukaryota, Metazoa, Arthropoda, Insecta, Hymenoptera, Megachilidae. Gene Ontology annotation, biological process: regulation of canonical Wnt signaling pathway.
AAAAAACAUGCAUGCGCUGCACUUCUAUAGUCAGUACGUGCACGUAGUGUAUUUGGGUACGCAUGUACCGGUGAGUACGUGGGACUAAAUGUACGACAUAAUUUAUAACCACGCAGUGUCAAGGACUAAACUGACCACGGAUCACAGCCACUACCGUGAAUUAUAUCGACGAAUAUCGUAUAUCCCUUAAGAGCAAACAGUUCGCCAGAUAAUUACAUAAUCGUUUGAUCUUGGUCUUUGACCCCCGCUCAAACCUGUCCACGUGCCACUUGAGCACGCAAAACGUGAGCGUCAUAAUUUACCGUGCAGUAUUUUGCGUCAACGCAACGAAAUAUCUGUAACCUUGCCAAUUCGAGCCGGAAUAUUAUUAUAUGCGUCGAUAAAAAAGGCGCUUGUUGACGCUGUCAUAAGGCGAGAAUGAAGGAAGAGACGAACGAAGUGCUGGACGAAGAACAGUGGAAGCUGGAGGCUCAAGCUAUUAUCAAUGACGUGAAACACCAUGUAACUGACAUAAAAGUAUCGGAAAAAUUGCAGAGCAGCAACCGAUUUCUGUAUCUGAAUUUAACCACGUUAGAGGGUUUGAAGUUUUGCAUAGAAUUAUCGAGUGCCGGCUUCGCAGUCGUUGGUAAUGAUCAUGACGAUACGUCACAAGAAACCGAUCAACAUUUCGAAACACCAUACAGCUUACUAGAUUUUGUUAGCCCUCAAUACAGAGACUCCUUUGGCAGUUCGAUCAUUGACAAGCUUAAAAAGUUAAGCGAUAGCCAGUGAACAAAAUUUCGUUAUUCUGACGAUACCACGACAAAGACUCGUUGUAACGUCAAAUAUAGUUCGUAAACUGGCGAACAAACGUGCUUGAAUAUACGUUUUAGGAUCAUGCAUUCGAUAUCCAAAAUAAAUCGUCAUUCUGAACAAAUGCGUUUUCUCUCUGCGUCACUGCUCGUUUAGGCCGAAUCUAGCCGAAGAUAUCCGAGUGCACCUUAAUCUGCAAGGACAGUAUCGUAUCUGAUACACGAUCACAGAUUAAUCUUUCCAACUUUUCAUGUGGCUUGAUAGAAAACAAUAUUCCAUAGUAUAAAUAGAUCUAUCCAUAGUGAAACUGUUGUCAAUAAUAAAAUGACGUCUUUUUACAGUAGACAGUUUAUUCAUUUUCGAAUAGAAACGUAGCUAUGAUUGAUAAAACAAUGCUCGAGGCAUCAUACGUAAAAAUAGAACUGAAAUUUUAACGUGUGAUCAGCAGAUUCGACGUAAAUCAUACAUUUGGAUAGGUUUGUGCUAUUCAUACAUUUUGUUGUGUUAGGGUUUAUUCAGACUGAACGAACAAGGGUUCGUUUAAUGUAAAUGUAGAACAAAUCUCGCUAUUCGAUUAAGUACGAAUGUUUGUAGAGUUUAUGUUUAACAUUCGAAUGUAAAUUGAAUGCGAAUUAAAUCGCAUCGAUUUGAAUAUUCGUUUAGCGUAAAUUUUGCCGAAGUGGAAAAGGACGAGCUUGCCUAGUUUGAACGAAGCCUUACACGCAGCGAAAGAUGUACAUUUUGUGACGGCACACUAUAGAUACGGCAGUGCGAUACCAACGAAUCGCGUGUCCCUAGUAAAUAUCCCUAGGAAUCGAGAGAUCAGUGGGUGCAAGUGGUAAUAUCGGUUGUAUUUACCCCUUCCUCUACGUUCGUUGCUCUGUGUGCCGUUUGGCGUAUUCCACUGUCGGAGUUGUGAAGCAACGAAGCGGUUUCGCCGAAUGUGUCGCAUUAUGUGUGCGUUUUGUGGUGUUUCUGAAUGAGUUUACCAUCGAUCAAGUGCCUAAGGACGACACAGUGUGUUUCAUUUGUUAAUUUCGUUGCGGCUGGUGGAACUAUGUCAAACGGUGAGCGAUGACACGCCCGUGAAAAAACGAUAACAACGGCGAGUGAUUCUUCGAUUGAGCAAAAAUACGAGAGACAACACGCGACGGACCACCUUUGUGUAUUUCAGUGAAAUUACAUUAAACGAAACAUGCUUCAGCCUAGAGCUACGCGCAUCAGACGGUAAAGAAG